GCCGCCACCGCCCACUCGGGGCUGGCCGCGGCUGGCGGCCGGGGUGCAGAGAAGGGCGAGCGCACGGCCAUGGCCCCGUGGCUGCAGCUCUGCUCCGUCUUCUUCACGGUCAACGCUUGCCUCAACGGGUCGCAGCUGGCUGUGGCCGCGGGUGGCUCCAGCCGCGCGCGGGGCGCCGACACCUGCGGCUGGAGGGGAGUGGGGCCGGCCAGCAGAAACAGUGGGCUGCACAACAUCACCUUCAGAUAUGACAACUGUACCACCUACUUGAGUCCUGUAGGGAGGCACGUGAUUGCUGAUGCCCAGAACAUCACCAUCAGCCAGUACGCUUGCCACGACCAGGUGGCAGUCACCAUUCUUUGGUCCCCAGGGGCCCUCGGCAUCGAAUUCCUAAAAGGAUUUCGGGUAAUACUGGAGGAGCUGAAGUCCGAAGGAAGACAGUGCCAACAACUGAUUCUAAAGGACCCAAAGCAGCUCAACAGUAGCUUCAAAAGAACUGGAAUGGAAUCUCAACCUUUCCUGAAUAUGAAAUUUGAAACUGAUUACUUUGUAAAGGUUGUCCCUUUUCCUUCCAUUAAAAACGAAAGCAAUUAUCACCCUUUCUUCUUCAGAACCCGCGCCUGUGACCUGUUGUUGCAGCCAGACAACUUGGCCUGUAAACCCUUCUGGAAGCCUCGGAACCUGAACAUCACCCAGCAGGGUUCUGAUAUGCAGGUGUCCUUCGACCAUGCACCGCACAACUUUGGCUUCCGUUUCUUCUAUCUUCAUUACAAGCUCAAGCACGAAGGACCCUUCAAGCGAAAGACCUGUAAGCAGGAGCAAAAUACAGAGACAACCAGCUGCCUCCUUCAAAAUAUUUCUCCAGGGGAUUAUGUAAUUGAGCUGGUAGACGACACUAAUACAACAAGAAAGGUGAUGCAUUAUGCCUUAAAGCCAGUGCAUUCCCCGUGGGCUGGGCCCAUCAGAGCUGUGGCUAUCACUGUGCCGCUGGUUGUCAUAUCGGCAUUUGCAACGCUCUUCACUGUGAUGUGCCGCAAGAAGCAACAAGAAAAUAUAUAUUCACAUUUAGAUGAAGAGAGCUCUGAGUCCUCCACGUAUGCUGCAGCACUUCCCAGAGAGAGACUCCAGCCGCGGCCAAAGGUCUUCCUCUGCUAUUCCAGUAAAGAUGGCCAGAAUCACAUGAACGUCGUCCAGUGUUUCGCCUACUUCCUCCAGGACUUCUGUGGCUGUGAGGUGGCUCUGGACCUGUGGGAAGACUUCAGCCCCUGCAGAGAAGGGCAGAGAGAAUGGGUCAUCCAGAAGAUCCACGAGUCCCAGUUCAUCAUUGUGGUGUGUUCCAAAGGCAUGAAGUACUUUGUGGAUAAGAAGAACUACAAACACAAAGUUGGCGGCCGAGGCUCGGGGAAAGGGGAUCUCUUCCUGGUUGCCGUGUCGGCCAUUGCUGAGAAGCUCCGCCAGGCCAAACAGAGUUCAUCCGCGGCGCUCAGCAAGUUCAUCGCAGUCUACUUUGAUUAUUCCUGUGAGGGAGACGUCCCCGGCGUGCUGGACCUGAGCACUAAGUACAAACUCAUGGACAACCUUCCCCAGCUCUGUUCCCACCUGCACUCCAGAGGCCAUAGCCAGCCCGAGCCAGGGCAGCAUCCGGGACAUGGCGGCAGAAGAAACUACUUCCGGAGCAAAUCCGGCAGGUCCCUGUACGUCGCCAUCUGCAAUAUGCACCAGUUUAUCGACGAGGAGCCCGACUGGUUUGAGAAGCAGUUCGUUCCCUUCCAUCCUCCCCCACUACGCUACCGGGAGCCAGUCCUGCAGAAGUUUGACUCGGGCUUGGUUUUAAAUGAUGUGUGCAAACCAGGGCCUGACAGCGAGUUCUGCCUAAAGGCCGAGGCGGCCGUUCUUGGGGCAAGUGGGCCGGUCGACUCACAGCCGGAGGGCCAGCGCGGGAGCCUGGAUGAAGACGCUGAGGUCCGGCCUGCGCCUGACGGCGGCUCCGCCCUGCAGCCCCUGCUGCACUCGGUGAAAGCCGGCAGCCCCUCGGACAUGCCGCGAGACUCAGGCAUUUACGACUCGUCCGUGCCUUCGUCCGAGCUGUCUCUGCCUCUCAUGGAAGGACUUUCAACCGACCAGACGGAAACGUCUUCCCUGACAGAGAGCGUGUCCUCUUCCUCGGGCCUGGGUGAGGAGGAGCCUCCUGCCCUUCCUUCCAAGCUCCUCGCCUCUGGGGUGUGCAAAGCAGAACUUGGUUGCUGCAGCUACACUGAUGAACUUCACGUUGUUGCCCCUUUGUAAUGAAAUGAAAAGAGUCUAAGCAUUGCCACUUUAGCUGCCGCCUCUCUGGCUCCCAGCUCAUCUCUCUGGUUGUGUAGCCCACUUGGAGCUGAGGUCUCAUUCAAGGAUAUUUGGAGUGAAAUUCUGGCCAGUAUUUGCUACCCCUUGCCCCAACCCUCUACCACAUAUCUUGGCAAAGUCUCUGAUUUUCUAAAACCAUAUGGAGUCUGAAAGUCAUGUCCAUAAGGUCUGACAACGGCUUGCCACAUUAGGUCAGUCCUUGGAUCAGAGCCUGUUCUGGGAGUUGGAGAGAAAACAUGUAAAGAGAAACAGGAAGAUACCUGCACUGAUGAUUGAGACUUUAUUGAGCUCUGCAAACUUUGCCUAUUCAUUGUUGGCUACUUUCAUUUGAAGUGCUUUGUGGAAAAAGCACUUUUAAUGUCAUAGCCACAAAAAUCAAGUGUCAGUAUAUCUGGAGUCCAUAUCAUAUUGCUGAUGAUGUUUCUAUUUUUGAUGUGGAACUUACAAUGCCAUGGGCGUUAAAUAAGCUUUGAGUUAAAGGUCAAAAAAGUGACUGAAUAUACAGUUGCUUUGUAUAAAAUGAGUCUCUGUGUAUUACUGAGUGGCGUGGCUGGCCGGAGUUGGGGCCACAGGGCCAGGCUGUCUUGAUCAUUCCAUCUGGGAUGGGUUGGGCAAAAUGCAGAAGGUACCAGACACCUCAACACACGGAGCUUCCCCGUGGUCUGAGUAGGCACCAUGCAGGGGCCAGAUUAGCCUGCCAGGUUUCCCUGGGAAACUUACAUUUUCUGUGCUCUAUCUCAGAUGUUGGUGUCUGGAAGUUUAUUUUUAAGAGACUGAUACCCAGCUGGGCUGUAUUAUUGGAACUUGCAGUUUGUGCUUCUGUUGGCCUUCUGGUCUAAAGAUGUGUCCUGAAUAUUAGGGAUCAGAAUUCACUGAAAUACAGCAGUGUGUGGAGGCGGGGACCAGUUAAUCUGCUGGACUGGUUUUGACUAAUUACAAACCUCUUAUUAAGAAGGUAGAAAGGAUGGGAAGUAACAUAACU
This is a messenger RNA of Galeopterus variegatus (Sunda flying lemur), 3328 nucleotides long. RefSeq names its product interleukin 17 receptor D (gene IL17RD). The coding region runs from base 70 to 2286 and encodes 738 amino acids. The record is from RefSeq and is a predicted model, not a curated record. NCBI's taxonomy places the organism in Eukaryota, Metazoa, Chordata, Mammalia, Dermoptera, Cynocephalidae. The transcript has 13 exons. Gene Ontology annotation, molecular function: interleukin-17 receptor activity.